Molecule: messenger RNA, 1996 nt
Organism: Fundulus heteroclitus (mummichog)
Lineage: Eukaryota; Metazoa; Chordata; Actinopteri; Cyprinodontiformes; Fundulidae
Exons: 3
Coding region: 683-1729 (348 amino acids)
Source: RefSeq, a predicted model, not a curated record
CCUUACCAGAGGGGCCGCUUUUCAUUGGCUGAUGCCCAUUCUACGUCAUAGAGUGGCUACAACGUUCGAAGAAGUCUCACAAACACAAGCUAAUGUAGUGCUAUACUACCGCUGUGCUAGCAUACCGGCAUAACGUUUUCGAGUUAAUAAUCGAAAAAUAAUAAAAAAAUAAUGGUUCUCCAUUGCCAGUGGGGUAUCUGUACUGGUGAUGUAAGAUACCCUAAUCGUAUUUGUGGUGGGAAAAUUCACCGAUUUCCAAAAUCAGGUGCAGAAUGCCGGGCUUGGAUCAAAGCUUGUGCGCGACCACACGAGCAGCUCAACCUUCGUAGGAUCAAUAAGAACAAGGGAGUGUGUGCUGGUGUAAGUAUUAUAAAUUUGCUUUAAUACUUAAAGCAAAGCAAUAAUACUUAUUGCUUAUUAUUUAUUUAUUUAUUAGCAUUUUGUCGGCGGGGAUGGGCCAACAGCGUCCCAUCCUUAUCCGACACCAGCAGACGGAGCGCGAGUGCAUAAAGCUAGGCGCGCACGAAAAAGAGCAUCGGAAAGUGCAAGUAGGCAGGACAGCAAAGACAAGAGACCAUCGAUUAGAGCAGAGAGCUUGGAUACCUACGAUGCUGCAGAAAACAAUGAUGCAGACAAAGGGAUAGAGGUGCAAACAGAUGAACAUUGGAUUUCGCCGCUGGAUAUGCUUGCAGUGACUGCAGAGUUGGAAAUGGCAAAAACUGAAAUCAGUCGCUUACAAGCAAAAGUGGAAAAUUUAGAAACAGAGCUACAGAAAGAACAGAAACGAAAACUGUUUGGUAUUGAUGCUGUUGUUGAAUCUGAGAAGAACAGCAAAAAAAAUCUGUGUGUAUAUUAUACAGGACUUACACUAGUCCGUUUCAUGUCACUAUUUACAUUUCUCUUGCCAAAGAGGGAGACUUUGACUUAUGAUGAAAACAGAAAUGACAUUAGAGAAAUGUCAGCAGAAAAUGGACUUUUCCUGACUAUGUGCAGACUAAGACAAAACUUUGGUCUGUUCGAUCUAGCAACACGGUUCGGCAUUUCACAACAGUCAGCUGGUAUAGUAUUUAACACUUGGAUUGACAUUAUUUAUCUUAAGCUGUGCACUGUUUCUAUCUGGCCACACAGACAAACUAUAAUAGACAACAUGCCAAAAGACUUCAAAGCUAAUUUCCCUACAACAUUAAUUAUUAUUGAUGGAACAGAAUUAAAAACAGAAUCCCCCUGGGCCCAUGGUGUGCAAUGCCAACUAUAUAGCGAUUAUAAGUCUACCACAACAUUCAAGGCACUCAUAGGUUGUGACUCUCGGGGGUCUUUCAUGUUCACAUCAGAAUUAUUCACAGGAUCAAUAUCAGACAAGGCCAUUACAAAAGCAAGUGGUUUUUAUGAAACCAUACAACAACUGAAGGACAUUGGUUACAUUCAGAAUGGUGACGGUGUCAUGGCAGACAAAGGGUUUACAAUCAAGGAUGAGAUAAAUGCCCUUGGUCUGUCCUUAAACAUACCACCUUUUGCCUCAGCAGACAAACAGUUGUCUCAGGCAGAUCUUGCACUAACUGACAAAAUAGCAAGACACAGAGUGCAUGUUGAACGACUCAUUUCUCGCAUUAAAGAUUUCAAAAUAGUUGGUUGUACAAUUCCUGCUAUAUUAUUUCCUAAGUUAAACAGAAUAUGGGCUGUGUGUUGCUACUUGACACUUUUCCAGGGCUUUGUUUUGAAGAAAAUGUAAGAACAGUAAUACUAGUCUUGUUUUAGUACACAUUUCAUUAAUUUUUACCUGAUAGGAAACAGCUGACCCAAUUUGCACUUCUCCCAGGGGUGUAGAGACAGUUGGUGCUGAAGGCGUCAGCAUAUAUGUCAAUGGAGUACCAUGUAAUAAUUUCAGUGCAGCUAUCUCCUCGGGUUCAACCUUUGUCACUCUGUAAAUAUAAUGAAAAUGAAUUUUGAGAGUUGUCAAAUUUGCAAUAUUAAUUAAAAUAAAGAACAGUUUUAUGUG